AUGGCGACCAAACUUUGUGGAGCAUGUCACAAUUUUCCAGCUUACAUAGACACAUUAUCUGGAGAAGUAGCCGAGUUUUGUUCAAAUAAGUGUAGGAAGACAGCUGUUGAAAGAGGCAUGAUCGAACCCUGUAUAAAUUGUGGAAUAAUGCCACGAGCAUUAAAAAAUGGCAUACGAACAAACUAUUGCGGGAAAACGUGUAAAAAUGAAGAUGUGGUAAAUGCGCGCGGGAGAUCUCGUUCUGUUUGCCAACAAUGCCAUUCUAAACCUUGUUACCAAAGCUCUUUAUAUUGUUCUAUGACUUGUAAAACUAAAGCACGUCAAACCAAAGCAUCACCACCACCAAUAAUACCACCACCGGGUUCAUUUACGCUAACUCAGCCUCCACCAACAGCACCACCAUUGAUAUCAAAUCAAAACACAACGACUGUCGUCGUAGUACAGACAGAUUCACCACCUCCGUACACGCCUGGUAAUGCAUUUGGUCUCGGUGACCGUAAAAUAACACGUGAUGACACUUUUGACGAUGAAAAUCCUUAUGGAUUUAGAAUGAAUUUAUCCGAAAAGCCCCAUAGUACUCGAGAUGAUCGCUGGGUUGAACAAGAAGAACAGAAUUACCUAACUGAUUAA
Messenger RNA from Ambispora leptoticha, 630 nucleotides. The record is from the annotation of a GenBank genome assembly. Lineage: Eukaryota; Fungi; Glomeromycota; Glomeromycetes; Archaeosporales; Ambisporaceae.